AAAAAAAAAAAAAGUGAAACUCCACAAAGUUGGUGCUCGGGGAUGUGACUCCCAACUUCUCGUCACUUCCCCGGUGACGUUACGUACGCCACCGCCGCCGCCGUUACCGCUGCCGCUGCCGCCGCCGUGGCGUGCCUGCAGAGACGCAACAACAUGGAGUCCUGUGCCUUGCCCCUUGCAAGCGAGCCAUGCAAAACACCCCCAAAAAGCCCAGGGAGCGACGCCGAAAGAGCGGACUUGUGCGUGUGAGCAACCGAGCAUCGGGCUUCUUCCUCGGUGACCUGCUAUGACGAGCGCCGCUUAGGCUGCGGCUCCUUCCCCUCCAUCCACCAACCAGGCCGAUAUCAAAGUGGAGGAGCGCACCAUGUAGGCGGGCUGGUCGCCAAGUGGGACUCCAUACUGCUCUCUGGGGGGGCAAUGGAGCCGGGAGGGCCACCCCUGACCCCAGGAACCAGCUAUGUGCCCCCACCGUUGAACUCUGCACAAAAUCCCUCCACCCCGACCUCCCCUGACAGCACCUUACAGUCCUCAUGUUCUUCCAAUGUGAGCGACAUCCUGACGCCUGCCAAAGGCUCACCGGGCCUGGAUGCAGACCAGGACCCAAAGCAGACCGAGGGCAGUGCAGAGUCGGAGGGGAGUGCACAGAGAAGAUUCCGCUCCUCAGCCUUUCCUUCCUCGCUCAGCUGGGACUCGGACUCUGAGAAAGAGACCGUAGAUGAGGAGGAGCUGCAGCAUUUUUCUAACCCUCACGGUCUGGCUGUUCACAGCCCAGGAUCUCCUUCCUCCGGACCCAGAGCUGUUAGCGAAGAUAACAAAGAAGCAGAGCCGAAGGCUGAUAAGGCUGCCCCUGAGGAGGUGUACCAUCAAAGUAUAGAAAGCACAAAAAAAGAAGAACCAAACGCGUGUCAGCUUGGCCCGACAGACUGGGGAGGCAGCCAUGACUGGGACAUAUCCCAGGGAGCCCAAGGAGAACCAAAGACGGAGGAGGACGCAGACAAAAGGGAGGUCGAGAAAAGCCCCGGGGGAAAAGACAUAGAGGAGCGUGGGAAGGAUGUGUACACUUUUACCGGAGACUCCGACCCUGGGAGUCUUCCUCCGGCCCAGUGGGCUCCAUGCACACCUGUUCUGAUGUCCGCAAAGACGAAGGUCCGCCCCAGGCCCUUCCCCAGCCUUGAAACUAUGACUGAGACUGGUACGCAAGGAAGUGGGAGUCCUCACGGGUCACCUCCAAGUCAAGGCGGCUUUGGGGAGUCGGACGAUCCGAUCAUGGUCCAAGAAGAAGAGGCUGCGGACGGGGACAUCUUCACCUGUGUGGAAUGUAGCAUUUACUUUAAAAAGCAGGUCCACCUCCAGGAGCACAUGGUCGAGCACUCCCGAACAGGUGAAGAGGGCGGUUUUCCGUGUGACGAGUGCGGAUGGGACCUGCCCACGUGCGUUUCGCUGGAGGACCACCAAAGAAGGCACCAGGAGUCUCGUGUGAAAAUUGUGGCGGAAAUCCAGAAGCUGAAUGAAGACGAGAAAACAAAAGAGAGACUGGACGCCAAGGUGGCCACGCAGCAAACGCCACACCGUUUCAGUCCAGACAAGGUGUUCCCGCCUUCACACCAGCCCCCAUGCGAUGGAGACCAAGCUGCUUGUGAAUCAAAUCCACCUCAAAAUCCUCCCAGUUCUUUCGGAGUCACAUUCCGGCCCCGAGCGGUGAUGUACCGCCGCCGCUUUGUCUGCGCCCAAUGUCACUUCAGCGCCAGAACCUCCCAGGCGCUCGCGAAUCACACCAGAACGCACACAAAGAAAAAUACCUCAUCUCCUGACUCCUUAUCAUGUUUGGCUUCGUCUUCUCCGGGCUCAAGUCAAGUCGGAACCGGGAAGCGGCUCCACUCAGAAAAUAACCCCAUCGUGAUUACCCAGCUCGAUGCUGAGACCGGCUGUUCGUCUUACGUUUUCAACGCCGUGCUGGAUUCCAAUUGUGAGUCGGACUCUGCAACCCAGUCCGACUCACCUCAAACCAAAGCCCACCGUAGCUGUAAGGACGGCGAGACUAACCAGGUACUCCUCAGGAGUAAACGAAACAGGAGGUUCGGUAAAAGAGUCCGACUGAAUGAAGAGGACCUUCCAGGGAGUGACGUGGAGCAGGAAAAUAGCGCGGAGCUUGACUCUGAGAGAGUUGGAGGGAGAGGAAACGCCACGCUUGGAUAUGACACAGAGUGUCAGAGCGCCACAUUGUCGCCGCGCACCAGGAAUUCUCACAAAGAGAACGACCGGCAGGAAGAAAACAACCAAAAGGUUUUGAGGAGGAGCAACAGGAUUACUGCCGCCCUUGCAGAAAUGGACCCUGACGCGGGGGAUGAGGAUGAGGAUGAGGAUGAUGAUGAUGAUGAUGGGGGUGAGGACACCAUUGAUGAUGAGCGCGUGCGGCGGUUCCUGUCUGCUGGGGGCAUCCUGGAUGACGACGACGAAGACGACGAGGCCCCCGAUUCCCUGAAGAGCGUGGAGAGGAAAUGCCCCUACUGCCCCGAUCGCUUCCAUAAUGGCAUCGGGCUGGCCAACCACGUGAGGGGCCACCUGAACCGGGUGGGCGUCAGCUACAAUGUGCGGCACUUCAUAUCCCCCGAGGAGGUCAACGCAAUCGAGAAGAGGUUCUCCUACCAGAAAAAGAAGAAAAAAGUGGCCAACUUUGAUCCAGCCACAUACAGUGUGAUGCACUGCGAGUUCUGCAGCGCCGGCUUCGACACACGCGCCGGCCUGUCCAGCCACGCCCGGGCGCACCUCCGGGACUUUGGCAUCACCAACUGGGACGUUACCGUCUCUCCGAUCCACAUCCUGAGGAAGUUGUUCUCCAGCAGACCUGACCUCGUAAUCCCGACAGCUCCCCCGCGGAGCACUGUCUCCGGUCUGGAGGAAGACGAGGAGGAAGAGGAGGAAGAGGAGGAGGAGGAGGAAGAGGAAGAGGAGGAGGAAGAAGAGGAGGAUGGGAUUUUUGAGGUCAAACUGGAAGGGGUGACAAGUGAGCGGAGUAUAAAUGCUGCUUCUGUGUCUCCUGAACCUUUCAAUGAGGAAAAUGGCGUCAAAGGUGUCAAAGCAGCAGAAGAAGAAGAUGAAGAACGACAGCACCCGGCUAAUGAUGAGCCGGGUUCCAGCCCAAAGAAACCGCGUUUGCACAGCGUAGACGGGGAUGGCCUCUCUCCACGGGAGGAAGCAGACACCAAAGCUCAUGACUUGAAGUGCGACUUGUGUGGAGCUCAGUUCCAGACCAGACGUGCCAUGUCCAGCCACGCCCGCUCUCACCAGCUGCAGGGGGCUUCAGAAAGCGGCGGUGCGCCCGUGGACCAAACUGCCAAGGAGUGCAAUGUUCACCGCCACAAAAGCUUGUCUCACCUGGAGUCACCCAAGAGCGCCUCUCUGCUGGACUCCCAGAAACGUGAUGACCUGGAUGGAGACUUCGACGUGAAACCGAUAUCCCUUUCCGUGUUGACCCGAGCAGUCAAAGUGGUGCCACCCUCCUGCGUCUCUACACCAUCUCCUGGUGCCUCUCCGGUUCUGGCUCAUUCCAGCUCCCCCUUGUCGCUAGUGAGGAAAGCCCCCAUCUCCUCGUUACUGCCCGCGUCUUCCCCCUUGCGCUCCGCAGACCACAAGGCUGCGGGGAUGAAAAGUUUGACCUCUAACUUCUCCGCCCCACCAUCUAAACCGAUCUGGGCCCCGCAAGAAAACGACGCUCCUCUCAACCUCACACUGGAGGUGGAUCCCAAAAAGGACAUCGUCUGUCAGCUGUGCGGUGCCUGGUUUGAGACCCGGAAAGGCUUGUCCAGCCAUGCGAGGGCCCACCUGCGUCACUUCGGCGUGGAGUACUCCGAAUCCAAAGGCUCGCCGAUCGCACUCCUGAACCGCCUCAUCGACACCGACGAGUUCAAGCACAAAGCCGGCGAAUUCAAACUCGACACUGAAACACGAGGCGUCGCCGCAACGCUCUCCUCCCCAAAGAAGCCUCCUCUCAGCCUGGCGUCCACCACUCCAUCCGUACUCUACAAGGUGACCACAGCUGGAGGCGGGUCCACUUCCAAAGCUACCUCUUCCUCGUCCUUGUCCUUCGGCCCGCCGGCCAAGCGUCUAAAAUCGUCUUCAAUGCAGGUCUUCCGCCUCAGCAGUGGUGAGAUCAUGGCCCUCCCACAAAGAGAUCCUCUAAAGGAAAUCGGCUGUGAAUUCUGUGGGGAGUAUUUCGAGAACCGGAAAGGAUUAUCCAGCCAUGCUCGUUCCCACCUGCGUCAAAUGGGCAUCACUGAGUGGUCCGUCAACGGUUCCCCUAUCGACACCCUGAGGGAGCUCAUCAAAAGACGGGGCUUGCCUUGCGCCCUUCCUCUAAAACCUCUGAAAAGCCCACCUCCGUCUUCUCCCGGUCCACCGCGUUCCCCACUGUCCACCCGCUCCUCGCCAUCGUCCCUCCUCAGCCGCCUGCCCUUCACCAGCUCCCCCAGUCCUCCUCAGUCUGCUGCGUUUAAGUCGGGCUCAACUCCGCCAACUUCCUCUGGGCUCAUCCUCAAGAUCAAGCCUGAGCCGGUGCAGCUGGAGGUCACGGCUCCUGAAGCUGGAGGCGGUGGCCGUCACAGUUUUCCCACCGAUCGUGUCAGCCCUGGAUGGAGCGGUUCUGACAGUGGGCUGCCCCUCAACUUGGCCAUGUCUCGUGAAGUAGAGCCUACACGAGAUAUCCGCUGUGAGUUCUGCGGAGAGUACUUUGAGAACCGUAAAGGCCUCUCCAGCCACGCCCGGUCUCACCUGCGCCAGAUGGGCAUCACAGAGUGGACUGUCAACGGGUCGCCCAUUGACACGCUACGGGAGAUCAUCCACAAGCGAGGCUUGACUGUCUGCCCUCAGGGGGUGAAGAAGGAGCGUGCCAAAAGUCCCUCUUGGGGGAACCCACCCAGAAGUUCCGAGGGUUUGUGCGUUUCUCCCUAUCAGUCCAAGUUUCGUAAGUCCCCUCUCAGCAUACUGUCAUCAGGGUCCAGGUUUCCUAAGCACGGCCUGGGCUCUCUGGGCUCCUCCAGUAUUCCCUCCUCGCCGAAGAUCGUCAGGAUAUCCCCACUAAACAAACAGCCGGAUGAAGCCCAGUCUGCGGAAAGUGCCCAGCAUCAGCGCAAGACUUUCUCACCUCUAUCGCCCGACUUCCCGAUGAAAAAAAAACCCUCCAUAGACAAACACAUCCGCAAGGAUCCCAGGUGUGAGCUGUGUGGCUUCUACUUCGAGAACCGUAAGGCCUUGGCGAGCCACGCGCGAGCCCACCUCAGGCAGUUCGGGGUGACUGAGUGGUGUGUGAACGGCUCCCCCAUCGAGACCCUGGGCGCGUGGAUUCGCAGCAGACCGCAGAAGGUGUUGGAAAUGCACCGUAGCUACAUGCAGGGCAACCGUCCCACCUCCAAAAGGAAGAGCAGCUCACCUCUCCCUGCGUCGACGGAUCCAGAUCAUCGCUUCCCCAUCUCGCCGCAGAAGGCCUCUUCUUCGUCGUCCACGUCCUCCCCCCAGUGGUCUUCUGCUUUGGCGGUCAACCUGGUGCGGCCGCUGAGCCGCGAGCUCGGCCAGGGCUCUUCAGAGACCACAGAAGAGGAAGCGGGCCCCGGCCUCAGGGCCACUCACGCCGGGCCCGUCAGCAGCAGUCCCAGCCCGCCGCGGCUCGGCACUGGCCUCCCACUUCAAGCACAGGUGGCUCGCAGCGAGCUCAACGUUCGUCUGCCCAGAGGGUUUGAGCGCCGCCCCCUGAAGCACCCGACUUGCGCCGAGGGAACAGAGGGAGACAGCGGCUCUCCGCAGCCCCCCCGCACAAGCACCGUCCCUGCUUUAGUGCCAAAGCCACCCACCUACCCACUGGUCAGGCUGGUGGGCAAGUUCUACACCCUAAAGUGCCGGUUCUGUGAGGUAGAGUUCCACGGUCCACUAUCUGUGCAAGAGGACUGGAUCCGACACCUCCAGCAACACAUCCUCAAGAUGAGCUACAACAAGCCCGCCGAACCCAAAGCGGCGUCGGCCGAAUCUGGCGAGCCGACCCUGGUCCACCGGGCCCUGGCCUCGCGGCCCGCCCCCGGCACGUCCGCCGUGCCCCCCUCCGCCGCUCCGAACUCCCCUGCGGCCCCAGCAGAACUUGCUCGGGAGAUAGUCCCAUCCCAUCCCAUCCCCCUCCCUGCCCAGGUGAUGUGAUCGUGUUUUCACUUUCUUUUGCUUUGCUUUAUUCCGAGGGGCAACGCUCCUCUUCCACCUUUCGGUCAAGGCCCAGGAGCCUUGUGAGCACCUUUCUGGAGCAGCUGUUUAGACUGUUACCAUGGGGACCAAGUUCUCCGGGCUUAAGUGUGAUCACAGGAGAGAUAAGCUAAUCUUAUGCCUUGUUUAUUUUGAAUGUCCAGUUGACAUUGCUGUACCCCACCAGGUCACCCAGGCAACGGGGUGUUGCCCGGGUGACCUAAAGGUUUAACGGCCCCCCUUUUUUCCCGGUUUUGGCUCUCACUGAUCCGACCCAUUUCUACCAGCACUCUCUAAAAGACAAGGGGUGUCCAAACUUCUCCAAAAAUGUUUGGAUACGGGGGCCACUUUGAUACAUUUUGCAAGUGAAAGAGGCUAAAACCAAUCCGAUGUACAGCUAGUCAAUACAGUAGUUAUUCGGUACCACAGUGGUAUUUGGACUAGUUUGAGACGGCAUUCGAAAACUUUUGGUUAAAUUGUAAAAUUGAAUCGUACAAAAGUAGGGAUGGGUAUCAAAUUUAGGACUUUUAUAGGUACCAACCGAAACUACUUGGAUGCCAAUUGACGUCAAAUCAAAUAUUGCCAUAUAUUUCUUGCAUGUCACGUCCAGUUGCAAACUGGGCACCGGCUCAAGCAUUUAGCCGGGAAACAAGCAGUCAAAGCCAAACUGUCACUAGGUAAUGUUUUCAUUCUGCACACCAACAAAGCCAGAAGAAGGCGGUCAAAAGUACUGUAUGGCUCUACUUUUCAAAAUGUGCCAGCUCGAUGCAAAUUUAUAUUCGAUUUGCCCUACAAAUGCUAAAGAUUAGCAUUAGCGAUUUUACAUGGCACCUCCAAAUUUGGUAAACAAAACUACAACUAAGAUGCACGUUACAAUCAAACAAUCCACUUAAUGGCAAAGACUACUUCCUGGCUAAGGCAACACGACGUAGCCCUCAAGCUCUUAACCUUUUUGGCCUCGUGGCCCAACUUUUCCACUUCAGACGGGCCCCGGGUCCCACUCAAAGAUUAACACUGAAUUUGUAAUCUUGCUCUUGAUUUUACUCAUAUUCAAUAAUUAUAUCUUACCUACUUACAGUUUACAACCUUGUCAAAUGAUAUACAAUGUUUAUUAUUUUUCAAGGCUUAGGUCAGGCUGAUUACCAAAAUAUAUUCUAAUCAAAUAUACUGCAAAAGAAGGGAUUCAUAAAAAAUUAUGAAAGAUACAUUUACAUAUUCAUUGAAAUGCAUUACAAUUAUUUAAUCCAAUUUUUUUAUACAAUUUACACAUUACGUUGUGCUAAAAUAAAUAAAUGUUUAAUAAAAUACUAAUUUAAAAAAUCCCGAUAAGUUUCUGAAAUAAACUGUCAAUAAAAUUUAAGUGCAAAUUAAAAAAUACAGUUUCACCAAUUUAGUCAUAAUUUUUGCGCUGAAGAACUUCAGCUUUAAGACUUCUUCUGUCUGUCUGACAUUGUCAUUGCUGCCACAAGUGGCGCAAAAGUGUAUUACAAUUUAAUACAGCUGAGAAACAGAUAUUUCUUGGCGGUUAAGGAACACUGCCGUAGCCUAUACACUGCUGCCGCUGCAUGCAAAGUCAAAUAUAUAAUACUUGCAAAUGAGACACAGAAGUGUAAGAAAACAAGAAAACUGGACAGUACAGCUCAGUGUUAAAGACAUUUUUAUUUUUUAUUUUUUUAAACACACAAAAGUACCAAAAAUUGGCACCAGUAUGGAGUUAAAUGUGAAAGGUACCCAUCCCUAUGUGAAAGUAAGAUGUACAAAAACUCUAUAUGCUUAGCUAUGUAUGUGAACAAAACAUCCACCUUUUUGAUGUGUAAUAGGUGACAAAGAUAGUAGUGUCAUUUUUAAUGAUACCUCUCAUUAAUAAUGACUUCAUUACAUGUUUUAGAUUUUGCCGACGAUUAAUGAAACAUUAGAUCCAGGCCAAAAGUGGCCCCCGGGCAGCACAUUGGACACCCCCGCUGUAAGAGAAUGCCGGCAGCACCGCAGCAGGCACAAGACAUUGAAACAACGUUGAGAACUAGUUGAAUUAGGUCCUGAUGUUAAGCGACUCAAACAUAACGUUGGAACAUGAUUUUUGACGACUUUUAAUCAAUGUCAGGUUGUGACGUUGAUUUAACAUAAAAUUUUGGUCAUUUUCCAACCAAUAUUCUACAACACAAAUACAACGUUGACACAACGUGCUUUUUGACGUUUAAUCAAUGUUGGGGUCUGACGUUGAUUUGACCAUUGAAAUUGAGUAAUUUCCCAACCAAUAUUCUACAACACAAAUACAACGUUGAAACAACAUGCUUUUUGACAACGUUUAAUCGAUGUUGGCUUCUGACGUUGAUUGGACCAUUGAAAUUUGGUCAUUUUCCAACCGAUAUUCUUUUACAACACAAAUACAACGUUGAAACAACAUGCUUUUUGACAACGUUUAAUCAAUGUUGGGUUCUGGCGUUGAUUUGACCAUUGAAAUUGAGUAAUUUCCCAACCAAUAUUCUACAACACAAAUACAACGUUGAAACAACAUGCUUUUUGACAACGUUUAUUUAAUGUUGGGUUCUGGCGUUGAUUUGACCAUUUAAUGUGGUCAUUUUUCAACCAAUAUUCAACAACACAAAUACAACGUUGAAACAACAUGCUUUUUGACGACGUUUAUUCAAUGUCAGGUUGUGACGUUGAUUUAACAUUACAUUUUGGUCAUUUUCCAACCAAUAUUCUGCAACGCAAAUACAACACUGAAACAACAUGCUUUUUGACAACGUUUAAUCAAUGUUGGGUUCUGACAUUGAUUUGACCAUUGAAAUUUGGUCAUUUCCUAACCAAUAUUCUACAACACAAAUACAACGUUGAAACAACAUGCUUUUUGAUGUUUAAUCAAUGUUGGUUCUGAUGUUGAUUUGACCAUUGAAAGUGAGUAAUUUCCCAACCAAUAUUCAACAACACAAAUACAACGUUGAAACAACAUGCUUUUUGACGACGUUUAUUCAAUGUCAGGUUGUGACGUUGAUUUAACAUUACAUUUUGGUAAUUUUCCAACCAAUAUUCAACAACACAACAAAUACAAUGUUGAAACAACAUGCUUUUUGACCACGUUUAAUCAAUGUUGGGUUCUGACGUUGAUUGGACCAUUGAAAUUUGGUCAUUUUCCAACCGAUAUUCUUUUACAACACAAAUACAACGUUGAAACAACAUGCUUUUUGACAACGUUUAUUCAAUGUUGGCAUCUGGCGUUGAUUUGAUAAUUUAAUGUGGUAAUUUUUCAACCAAUAUUCAACAACACAAAUACAACGUUGAAACAACAUGCUUUUUGAUGACGUUUAUUCAAUGUCAGGUUGUGACGUUGAUUUAACAUUACAUUUUGGUCAAUUUCCAACCAAUAUUCUGCAACACAAAUACAACACUGAAACAACAUGCUUUUUGACAACGUUUAAUCAAUGUUGGGUUCUGACGUUGAUUUGACCAUUGAAAUUUGGUCAUUUCCUAACCAAUAUUCAACAACACAAAUACAACGUUGCAACAACAUGCUUUUUGACGACGUUUAAUCAAUGUUGGGUUCUGAUGUUGAUUUGAACAUUGAAUUUUAGUCAAUUCCCAACCAACAAUGUGGAUCCAACGUUAGACAUCAAUGUUGUCUCAAUUUACAAAUACCGGUACAACUAUUUUGCAACGUUGUUUAGAAGUCCGUUUUAAAAGGACAUGUACGUAUAAUCAACGUUGUUUCAAUGUCUUGUGCCUGCUGGUACCAGUCCCACACAAAUGUCCUGACUGAAAUAUGAGAUUUCGAACUCCAACCAGUCUCGCGAUGGCUACUUUAAAACGCAUUUUUUAACACCUUUGUGUUAAACAAACAUGGCACUUUUUCGACAUCGACACUGAGCACUUAACUAAAGAAAGAAAACAUUUGUCACUUUUUUUUUUUUAGAAGGAGCAAGAAGUGGAAGCACACCCCAAAAAAAGGGAAAUUAACUUCCUGUCAAACUGACCCCAAAUACAGGUGGUCCUCGGCAUGUGAAAUAGUUCCCCUCCUGCGACGCGUUUAAAGUCGAAUUUUAGUGAAAGAGGGAAUUCAUACCGAAAGAGCACUUAACACAUAAAAUACAGUCAUAAAAAGUCCAAAUACAGUACAAUAAUUAAAUAAAACUAAUAAAAAGAGAGAGCUGUCCAUCUCCAUCGCUUGCUUACUGUCUCUUUCAUGGACGCACAUAUUUCAACAUGCUCAAGAAGGCCAUUUAAUCCUUAAUGAUGGUCGCCGCGGUUGAGACCAAAAGUGCAGCCAACAUAGGUAGACACUUCUCCCUCUCUCUCCAGCUUUCUAUGGUAAUGGCUUUCCUUUUCUUUGGUGCACUGCCCCAGAGGAGCCUGCCUUACACGUGGGAGACGUAACAAAGUGCAAAACAUUAA
Messenger RNA from Nerophis lumbriciformis (worm pipefish), 10608 nucleotides. RefSeq names its product WIZ zinc finger b (gene wizb). NCBI's taxonomy places the organism in Eukaryota, Metazoa, Chordata, Actinopteri, Syngnathiformes, Syngnathidae. Gene Ontology annotation, biological process: regulation of transcription by RNA polymerase II. Gene Ontology annotation, cellular component: nucleus. The record is from RefSeq and is a predicted model, not a curated record. Gene Ontology annotation, molecular function: DNA-binding transcription factor activity, RNA polymerase II-specific; RNA polymerase II cis-regulatory region sequence-specific DNA binding.